UUGUCUCUAAAAAGCCACGCCCAUCUAAUUAGUUUUGCUGACAUAAACAUUAAUGUUCAUGUAGAACUAGACGAAUGGCAGUUCCUGCUGAAGAGUGGAGGCAUCCAGACAAGAGGAGAAUAAUUAUCAAGAAGCUAGAGGAGGCUUACUCGGGCGGCUUGACUGGUAUACAGCAGAGCCCUCAAGAGCUGGAGCAAGCUGUCUAUGACAAGUCCAAGACUAGAGAGGAGUACAAUCAUUACCUACAGCAGGUGUUGCUGAGACUGGCCAGAGGGAGGAGAUCAGGCGGUCCAACGGGCGGGAACAUGAUGCAACAGGGUGGAAUGGGAAUGAACCCUACUCCCAGCUAUACCCAGCCUCAGUACUCACAGUACUCCAGUGGGGUUCGGCCAGGUGUUGAUAUGAGUAUGGGGAUGAACCAGACAUCUCAGCCCCCAGGCUAUGUUCACCAUGGCGGCUAUCAAAGGCCUGUGGUGGCCUCUCACCCUAAUCAGCCGUUCAAUCAGAUUAGGAUGCCUGGCCAACAGCAAAUGUACGGCCAGCCCCCUAUGGCGAAUCAGGGUGGGUAUACCGGAAUGCCUCCUCGAUACAACGUCCACCCCAACAUGAUACCUGGGGGCAUGAUGAGAGGACAAGUGCCUGGAAUGACACAGAGACCAAACCAAGGUGUCCCUGGAAUGGCUCCUGUCCAGAACCCAUCUGCCAGUAACUAUGCGGGAGUGCAUUCAGUGCAGGCCAUCAGUAACCCUUCCUACACCGGACCUACCGUGUCUCAAAGCUUCUCUCAGGCUACACCAAUCGGCAUGCAACCCUCGUCAAGACCGGACGCUCCACCCACAUCAGCACCGGCCAAUAUGGCUGGUGAUCAAUCAGGGGUUAAAGUUCAACAAAGUGGUCCCGGAGGCAAUCCACCCACACCACACCCACCAUCAAUGCAGGGGGGUGUGCCAUCUCCUGCCCCGCCCACACCCCUACUGCCAGCGUCCCCAGCAACCAGUGGUGUUGGAAGCCCUGCACAGCAACCAUCCAUCACCCCUGAGGAGAACGAGGUAUACAUGAGGAAACUGGCCGAGCUACAAAAAUACAUCCCCCUUCUGCAAAAGUGGAUCUCAAAACUCACCAAAGAGGAUAGAAACAACCAGUUGCCCAAACUGAAGCAGCUCUACAGCCUUCUCUCCAGCAAUAACAAAAGGGUGCCUAUAUCCACUCUAAUGCGGUGCGGAGAGGCACUGGACAAGAUGUUCAAUAAUGACCAAUCGUCUCGGGAGUCCCACUCGUCCUUCUCGGACCCCACCACCCCUCAGGCUAGACCCCCUGUAACUACCCCCCACAGUGAGCCAGUCGUACCACAAUCUAAACUCGUGGAGCCUCGACACUCACCCUCCCUCCUCGAGUUCAAGAGAGUGCCCUCACCCCCGUCCAAUUAUGAGUCUCUGCUGGGGGCCAUUCACACUCGACCCCUACCUCCUGAGAGACUACCCCCUGCCAAGAGAAUGUGUAAUAGAGAUGAGCCAUUGAUUCCGUUUGGGCUUAUGAGAGAAUUGGCAACCAUCUCCAAGGUGAAGGUUAAGCAGUUUCCGAGUGAAAACAGAUUUGACAAGUCCACAAUACUUCAAUGCGCUCUAGAUGAUGAUGGUCUCUACCCUGUACCUCCGCUUACAAUCCGUAUACCCUCCAACUAUCCCCUUGUCUCCCCUGUCUGUGACCUCACCUCCUAUCACACCUCCACCAACUCCACACUUGUCAUGGAGGUAGGGCGAACUCUGUCCGAGCGACUUUCCCGAAGUGUCCACACCUACUCACUCUCGUCUCUACUCUCAGACUGGGAAAUGUGUGUGCUUAGAGCAAUGUCAAAUCAACUAUUAACUUCUGAUGCUAGUUUAUAGUCAAUGAUAUUCAGAUUAAUUUCUCAUAAUUAUUAAAAUGUAGGUACUUGAAUUGGUUACUACUAUUAUAAUUAUGUGCACACUAUACCACAGUAACGAAGAUAGAGCACACAAUAAUUCAGUUGCUAAUUUUGCUAUAUAAUUAUAGAUCUAUGUACAUGUAGUAGAUUAAUUAUUGAUCUGUGCAAUGAUCUGUGACAAAAAUGCUUUGCAUAA
Molecule: messenger RNA, 2102 nt
Organism: Halichondria panicea
Lineage: Eukaryota; Metazoa; Porifera; Demospongiae; Suberitida; Halichondriidae
Product: mediator of RNA polymerase II transcription subunit 15-like
Exons: 13
Coding region: 75-1886 (603 amino acids)
Biological process (GO): regulation of DNA-templated transcription
Molecular function (GO): transcription coregulator activity
Source: RefSeq, a predicted model, not a curated record